This is a messenger RNA of Notolabrus celidotus (New Zealand spotty), 1092 nucleotides long. RefSeq names its product homeobox protein Nkx-2.5-like. Gene Ontology annotation, molecular function: RNA polymerase II cis-regulatory region sequence-specific DNA binding; DNA-binding transcription factor activity, RNA polymerase II-specific. The record is from RefSeq and is a predicted model, not a curated record. Gene Ontology annotation, cellular component: nucleus. Gene Ontology annotation, biological process: cell differentiation; regulation of transcription by RNA polymerase II. The transcript has 2 exons. The coding region runs from base 1 to 1092 and encodes 363 amino acids. Lineage: Eukaryota; Metazoa; Chordata; Actinopteri; Labriformes; Labridae.
AUGUUACUCGGCGGGAUUCAUUUCCUCGGUGGUGCAGAGCAGGAGCUGGAUGACAUGAUGCUGCAGAGCCCGCUCACCUCCACGCCGUUUUCUGUCAAGGAUAUCCUCAAACUGGAGCAGCAGCAGCAGCAGCAGCAGUCCGGGUCUUUGGAGCUCCAGCACAGGGCCCAGUUGGCUGGAUCUCCUCCUCCUGUUCCUCCUGCUCCUCAGCAGCAGCAGCACUUCCAAACACAGCAACACUCCUGCAUGCUCGCAGGGGCCCGGGACAGUCCCUCCUUCUCGGACGGGGAGGACAAUCUGGCUUACCUGAGCGCGCUGGCUGUGCGCGCGGAGGAGGACCGAGGGGAGACCAGCCUGUCCCCGGAUAUGUACGUGCAUCCCGGGCUGCACGGAGCCAAGCUGGAGGCCGCCGAGCUGGACGAGCAGGAGAGCAAGACCUGCAGCUUGGUGUCCCGGGAGGAGGCCUCAGAAACCGGCCCGGGAGACUCGGAUCGUCCCGUGCAGAAGCAGAGGAGCCGUCGGAGACCCCGGGUCCUCUUCUCCCAGGCUCAGGUCUUCGAGCUGGAGCGUCGCUUCAAGCAGCAGCGUUACCUCUCCGCCCCCGAGCGCGAGCACCUCGCCACCACCCUCAAACUCACCUCCAACCAGGUCAAGAUCUGGUUCCAGAACCGGCGCUACAAGUGCAAGAGGCAGCGGCAGGACAAGUCUCUGGAGGCGGCGGGGCAGCAGCACCCUCACCCUCCCCCACCCCGGCGCGUGGCUGUGCCGGUGCUGGUCCGGGAUGGGAAGCCUUGUUUGGGGGGACCUCAGGGCUACGCUGCUGCAGCUGCUGCUGGUUCUCCAUAUGCAUCCAACCCGUACAGCUAUAACGGAUACCCUGCUUACACAUACAACAGCCCUGCUUACAACAGUAACUACAGCUGCACGUACACCAGCAUCCCCGCCCUCCCCCCCUCCAGCUCCUCCAACGCUUUCAUGAACAUGAACCUGGGGAACGUGGGCGGCCUGGGAGGCUCUGCACAGCCGCAAACACACCAAGGGACAGCGGUCACAGCGUGCCAGGGCUCCCUGCAGGGGAUCCGGGCCUGGUAG